Molecule: messenger RNA, 2757 nt
Organism: Theileria equi strain WA
Lineage: Eukaryota; Apicomplexa; Aconoidasida; Piroplasmida; Theileriidae
Exons: 1
Coding region: 1-2757 (918 amino acids)
Biological process (GO): transmembrane transport
Molecular function (GO): transmembrane transporter activity
Source: RefSeq, a predicted model, not a curated record
AUGGGAAACUUGCUAGCCUUUAGGUUAGCUACAGAAGAGUACAAAGGUGAAGGUACUGUAGCUGCUUCUACUCAAUCUUCAUCUGGAGGAACAUCUGUAUGUAAUCUAAAAAAAGAAAAGAAACUCAAGGAGCAAGCAUUGCCGUAUGGACUGAGUUCAUAUGCAACGUUUUUACUAGCCUGUAUCAUCAUUGGAUUAACAUCCAGUGUAUACUACAACUGGUCAGGUAUAGAGAGAAUCUUGGUACAACAAAAAGUCCUUCAAUCUCUAUGCACAGAAAAGGAGAGGAGGGAGGCUCUCCCCGGAGUUUUUGUCUGUGAAGCACAAAGACAAGAUAUUUCGAGUUUUUGCACAUACAUCACAUAUACUGAUGUUCUAAUGAGUGGUGUUGCUGGUCCCCUUGUUGAUAAUUGCGGAGCUUACAUUGUCAUUCUAAUCGGUAUUAUUUGGGGCGUUAUAACAAUUUUAUUGUUUUACUUUUACCACGAAUCAAGGAUAAUGUUAUAUGUAAGCUUUAUAUCUUGGGGGAUAAGUGGAGCUUUUGUGUAUGCUCCGUGUUCUCACUAUCACAGAAUGUUUCCAAAUGCCAGUAGCAUAGCAUUUGGUGUUAUAGCCUUAUUUGACAAUCUUAGUAUGGCUAUCCCAACGCUUUUUUACUGGAUCAUUGAAAAGUAUGGAAUUUCUUACACUGAUGUACUCCUCUCGUAUAUGUUUUGGGGAAUUAUUCCAUCUUUCUUAAUCACGCUCUUUUUUACCCCAAAUCAAUAUAUAGAAAUGGAGGAAGAGGAAAAGGCGGAGGAAAAUGGAAAGGAAGGAAGUGAGAGCAAGGAUAAGCUAAGUGAGCAACUGAAGGAGCCAAGAUAUUGGUUAUGUCUAGCAUCUUAUACAGUUGUCUUCAUUUCAACUAUCUACGGAAGAAGAGCCUUUAGUGCAUACUUUUACAGUGAUGUUAGAUUGAACAAAUUGUUUGCUCUAAUCCAGUCAUUCAACUUUUUGCCAAGUCCGUUUAUUGGGAUAUUGAACCAGUUUAUUGGUGUUAUUCCGAUAUCUAUUGGGAUAUUCUUCAUUCACAUACUCAUCUUUUUGACCUUUUACUUUCCAUCUUAUCCCACAGGAUACAUUUGUCUGUUUUUGUAUAAUAUUGUCACAUCUGUGGAUAUUCAGCAGACCAUGACUUAUAUCGGUGAAUAUUUUCCUCAUAAUGAAGCAACACUUAUGGGAAUAGCUCAAAUAUUUUGUGCUGUAAUUGGGUAUGUAGUUAAUAUUCUCUGUGAUAGAAUUUAUUACAAAUACUCUCCAGGUUGGAGUGUGGCUCUUAUUUUAGUUCUAAUUGUAAUGGUUCUCAUUGCUUCCUUUUACGUUUGUUACAAGUACAGCAAUCAGGAUGUUUUUGAAGAGGGGCAAGAAGCUGUCGCAAGACUACUUAUGUCGUUGUUCUGGUUUAUACCCUUUUAUUUUUCAUACAUUUGGUUGUUGAUAGGAAAUUAUAUGACUAAGACAGUGGCCUACGCACCGAAAAAGAAAUGUUUGGAGAAUAAUGAUUAUAAGGUGGCCCAAUUUUCAUCAACAAGUCUGAGGACAUUUGGUCUAUUUGCUUUUUUUUACACAUCCUCAAUCUUCUUUGUCAUAUAUUCAGCAUUCCAGUUUUGUUUAAAUGUCAAGCCUGGAAGAGAUGGCGCACUUCAUUUUGCUUUCCUUCUUUUCUGCUUUUUUGUACCAGGAAAUUCUGUCUUUUAUAUAAAUUAUUCAAAGAAGAUUGAGGAUGUGUCGGCAUUCCCGUUUUUGUUAGCAAUUUUAACGGGUUUAGUUUCGAUAUAUUCAAUCAUUUCUGUAUUCAAAUUUAAUGUAGUCUUGAAAUUUGUUUCACUUUCAUUGAUCUUGGCUCUAUUCGGAGUGGCUUUUUUUAUUUUUGGGAAUAUGCUAGUUUAUUUCAACUUGAAUACAACCAUGAAAAGUUUAAUAUUUAAAGGUUCGCUAUUGCAGUGGGGAAAUAUGACAACUACUUUUUCUCUGUUGUUUAUUACGGUAUCUGCCAUAGAAAUGUACUCUAGGAAAUACCAAAUUCUACACCCAUAUACCGUCGUUUGGCUCUUGAAUUUACUCGUAUUCGUGGUAUUUUCAUUGUUGAUAAUCCUGUAUUUACCCUAUAAUAAGGAAUUUCUUGGUGAAAAGAACAACAAUAGAACUCUCACUAUUCCAAAACCGAACUACAAUCUGGUUAGCUAUUGCGAAGAGUACUGGGUUAUAUAUUCAGUGGCAUCAAGCUUCGUUACCCUUGGAUUCAUUUUGUACGAAAAAAAAAUUGGAUUUAGAUGGAUUGUAGAUAUAUUUCUAACAGCUUUCCUGAUGGAUCUUCUUUACUCUAUUUUGUUCUGUUUCAAGUCAGGUCAACAUGUGGGCUGUGAAGUACACAAAUUUCUAGUGACAAUAGCAUUGUAUGGUUCAGUUUCCACGUUGAUACUAAGUGUUAUUAUGCUAUUGUUUUCAAGGUCCACUUCUAGCACGCUGUCAUUUUUAUCACAUCUGUUAAUUCUUCUCCGUGUCGGAUUUGACACUGUUAUAGCAAAUAGUUCAUGGGCUAUUGUUGAGGAUACACUCUAUAGAAAUAAUGGUAAAAUUUGUCGAGAUAAAAUAGAAAACCUUGAUGAUAUUUUGUCUAUGGUUAUUUUUAUUUUCAAUACUGCAAUUUCGUUCGGCUCUCUAACUUUCAUUCUACAGUCAAUGAUGUCAUAUGAUGGCACAUUUAGUAAGCUUUAA